AUGCCGCAGAGCAUCUGGUACUCCAAGCUCGUCGAAUGCCUCAAAGACACGGCCAAACAAUUUGGACUACCGCUCAGCCGCAAGCGCACCAUUGGGGAACAAGAGCUAGUAGAAUCCAGAUGGUUUGACUUGGGAAGUGAAGAGAUUGAGCUGUUGGCAGUCGAACCACUGUACACACCUCAAGACCUCCUCGACUUCUUGCUUUCUCCAGCCUCCAGUGAAGAUGACAUUUGCUUCACUUCUGGAAACACAAGUCUCCUUGCCCAGGCGUCAGUAGCGCUGAAAACCAAAGAUAUCUGCGAACUGAGGGAAAUGCUGAAGACGCCGAGUUAUGAGGCUCCCUUGCCUCAGGACUUGGACAGCACUGAGUACGAGCUGUUUGCGCAACUGAUAUAUGACACGAGUGAUCAGUUUGCUGCAAGGGAAUUCCUGAAGCGAGGUUGCCCGCAUUGCAUGCGAAGGCUUUUCUGGGCACGGGUGCUGGGCAUUUCAUCGCCAGAAAAGGUUAACGCUGAGUUCGACGGCCUCAAGGAAAGAGUCAUACGGCACGAGCUACUGGUGGACCAAAUUAUUAUAAAGGACGUUCGUGACACUGUAAUGAACGACAUCGAGUACUUUGCCUUUGACGACAGUUGCUAUCAAGUAAUGCUGGCGUUCACAAGAGACUACCACAUCGCGAGAAGGAUAAGAGGCCACUCCCUAGGAACGGUUACAUUGAGAGCUGACUUGCCUUGCGGAGCCGUUCCAUACUACGGUUUCUCGUUACUCGUGGGCCCCUUGUGCUUUACAUACGCAGACGUCGGCAUCAUGUACGCUGUGUUUCGUGAAAUGUACUGUCGCUACUUCCACAAGUUAAUGGCAAUUUCAUCGGACCCCCAGGGCAUUGUAUCAUUGUUGCUGACCUUUGAGAGGUUGGUUGAGUACAGGGAACCCGAGUUCCUACCGGCGCUUGCCUCCAAGAAUGUCAGUUUGCAACCUAUCGUGUUCCAAAUGCUUAUGCAAUCAUUCUGCGCACACCUGCCAGUGGAAGAAGUCCUGAGAUUGUGGGACAGGGUUCUAGGCUACGACUCCGUCUACGUCCUUCCGGUUGCAGCUGCAAGCUUGGUAUGUUCCAAAAAGACAGAAAUUCUUGGCACAAAAGAUCAGUCCUCCCUAGAGGAUAUCUUUAACAAGCUCCAGCCCUGCGAUGUCAUUUCUACGCUGGACGAAUUCCUCAAGCCUCCCGAUUUGUGAAAUGAGGAAUAGAGCUUCACUGCCUAUGAUGACUA
Molecule: messenger RNA, 1268 nt
Organism: Rhipicephalus sanguineus (brown dog tick)
Lineage: Eukaryota; Metazoa; Arthropoda; Arachnida; Ixodida; Ixodidae
Product: TBC1 domain family member 19
Exons: 15
Coding region: 1-1233 (410 amino acids)
Source: RefSeq, a predicted model, not a curated record